AUGCCACGAUCAGAGGGUACCAUCACGCCCAUUCCAGGGGCGCGGCCGCUCAGACCCGGGGAUCUUGACGGUUUCUGGCCGCAGCAGAAGCAUGACGAAAUCGUCAAGAGAGUCAGAUAUUUGGUGCAUGACGAUUUGGAAGAGCCGCCGCAUAUCCACAAGGCGCGCCAAAUUCUCAAACAGAGAGGCGUGGAUUGGCGCGAGGCCAAUGACAAAGAGAUCUUCAACAUCUUGGAGCAGCUUCCAAGGCCGCCAUUCCACUCCAAAUUUUGGAAAAGGGAGCCGCCACCAGCAAAAACGUCCGAGUACCACGACAUAUUGCAAAGGGUCCAUCUAGCCGAGCUACAGUACUACGGCUUUGACAGCACGUCGCCUAGCGGCAAGUUUCUUUACAAUAUCCGUGACGCCAAGCAGGAUCCCGACCCGUCCUCGUUCUACCAACAGUUAAAGCAGGCCGGUGUGAGCAUCGACAAGAUCGUCCACUUUACACGAAAGACUGCACGCAGCUCGGAUGUCCAGCUCCUCUCUCUUCCGUACAGGAUAGAGGAAAGAAGAGAGCACUUCCUGGGCGACUUGGGGAGCGUUUUGCAGGCCAUACAGGAGGCCGAUUUCAGGCCAGGCGUCAUCAUCAAGGAAUUCACGUUCUGGCGCGAUGGUGUCGAUCAGGACGCCGAGGCUUUGGUGAGGGUCUCUUGGAUCGACUACACCACAACUCAUUGGUUAACGCAGUACUACAACGUGUUCCAAAGGCAUCCCGGCAGCGGCUUCGUCACUUGCAGUCCUACCAUUUACAUCAAAAAGAGGAGGACUUUAAUGCAGGCUCUGAAAAGAUCCGCUUCUACCUUGGUUAGUCGGGACAGUUCCAGGCUUCGAUGA
Molecule: messenger RNA, 876 nt
Organism: Parathielavia appendiculata
Lineage: Eukaryota; Fungi; Ascomycota; Sordariomycetes; Sordariales; Chaetomiaceae
Exons: 4
Coding region: 1-876 (291 amino acids)
Source: RefSeq, a predicted model, not a curated record